Messenger RNA from Closterium sp. NIES-67, 1282 nucleotides. The record is from the annotation of a GenBank genome assembly. Lineage: Eukaryota; Viridiplantae; Streptophyta; Zygnematophyceae; Desmidiales; Closteriaceae.
CCGACUCGCGCGAGCGAGCCAAAACUAUGGCGGCCGUAGCAGCGUCAUCGCGACUAACAGCGUCUGCGUCUUGGACCUCGGCUGCGCCGAGUUGCACCGGUAGCUCUGGGGAGGUUAGCGCCAAAACGGGCAUCUGUAGCGCGAUGCUUGCAAAUACGAGCAGCAGCGGCAGCGCAGGGCGUUCUAGCGCGACCGCACUACGCGUGACAGGCGCGCGCUCGGAGGAGCGCUUCCUUACCGUCGCGCUUCCGUGCGACGGCUGGGCGCGUGGUGGCUAUUCGCGCGCGAGACUUACCUUCGAGGCGAGAUCGACUCGAGAACCGAGUAGCAGGACAGCGAAGGCAGGGUUGGCAGAAGAGACAGAUGAUCUUUCGUUAUCGAGGCGACUCAGUAACGAGGAUGCGAUCGACGGGUUCGACGAGGGCGACGAUGAGGAUUGGCUGGAGAAAGACGCAACGGACGGCGACGAUGCGUGGCUGGAGGAGGCGGCAGGCAGAAUCGAUAAGAGCAGCACCAGUAACGCGUACGGCAGCAGCAUCAGCAGCUCGCUUUCGUCAGUGGAGGGCGGGGGAGGGUUGUCACCAGGGGGAGAGGGUGGAUCAUCUCCCGCAGGGCCGCUGGGGGGGAAGCUGGGGAACGCGGAGCGGAAGGAGCUGCGCGCGUAUGCGCACCGCAUGGGCAACCGGAUAAGCACGCACCAGAUCGGCAAGUGGGGUGUGACGUCAACCGUCAUCACGUCAUUGCAUGACGGCCUGGAGAAGCAUGAAUUGCUCAAGAUAAAGAUUUCUGACAACUGCCCGGAUGAGGCUUGGGAGGUGGGGCAGGUUCUGGAAGAGAAACUAGCAGCGCAGGUGGUGGGCCUGAUUGGCCGCACUGCGCUGCUCUAUAGGCCCAGCCUCACGAAAUUGGCUCGAGAAGAUGCCAUGGCAAAGAAGGAUAGGGAGCGUGAGGCAAGAAGGAGAAGAGGGAUGGGUGGAGGACGAGAGCGUGGUGGAGGGAGACGGGAAACAAGGGGAAUGAGGGGAGAUAGACAAGAUGAGCAAAGAGGAGCUGGGCGAGGGAUGAAUGCGGCAAAUGCGGGGGAAAGGCAACGGCAAGGAGGGUCGCGAAAACGAGGAAAGUAAUUAAACAUAUGAAAACACAGUAUAUCGUUCUACUCAUGAAGCAUUUGGUAGAAACACUUGAUGGUUGUGUGCAGGCCCCCAAAUUGGUUUUGGGGUUGUCUGAUUCAUCAGACUUUCCUCCCGUACCUUGGUAUGGCCGUCAGAGUUGCCCCUAAGAA